AAAACAAGCGGGACUUAUUAAUGCUGUGUUGCUUCUAUGUUUCAGGAUAAUAAUUCUUCUCCUCUAAUAUGCUUGUCGAAAAUUGUCCUCAGUAGCAUACCUUCUGGGUGGAAGGUUAAGUCUCAGCUAAAUGAUUGCUUCAAGUUGUUUUCAAAUGUUUUGCCUUUCUCAUCACCACUGGAAUUGGAGUAUUUUUUCCAGUUUAAUCAUUUCGCAAACAAGGGAGAAAUAAAAACUAUCUAUGGGACGUUCGCUUACUACAAAAUAUCAAAGAAUUUGAAACAACUGAUGUUUCGGAAGGAACUAUCGCUUAGUAACUCAUGUUUGUUGUCUCUAAUAGAAAAUCCUCCUCCUAAUUUCACCACUCAUUGCUUGCUUGGUCUACCUUCAACAUUAUUUCGACAGUUUAUCAUUAUUAAUUUUUGUAUAUAUUGGCUUCCAAUGACACAUGUAUUAUAUCAUCGCACAGUUCCGGAGGAGGGCAAUACCGGGGCUUUGCAGACUGUUUUCAGUUUUUUAGCCGAUCCACACGUUUUCAACAAAUUAUAUGAAACAUGCAGAGAUGUGCAAGUGUUUAUAUAUUCUUGGAUGCAACACAGUCAUUUCUAUGGUGUUAGUGGGGCAAACACAGAGGUCAACCAAUACAUAAACAUAGUUUUUAAACAUUCAGAUUAUUCUCCACUUGUCGAACCACAUGCGUUGUCGAAUAAUUUGGUUUUAAACUUACAUGAAGUUCUCAAUCGAGCUCCCCGAUUAAAACGUAAUCCAGCUCCAGAAGUAAUAGCUGCUGCGUUGCUUGGUCUUAAAGUUUCUAACUUCUUGUGUGAGUGCUCAGAAUAUGUGCAUGCCUGCAAAGCGGCUCGGAGUGUUCAUGAAACUGUGCGUUCUUUUUUCACGCCUACAAAAUUCCAUCAUGCUCAGCAACGUCUUGAGUAUGACGCUAUGUGCAUUAUGCUUCGAGCGAUGAAUGCGCAUAACAUGUACUUAGAACCUGAAGAUCAACAAGUUUUCCAACAUGAAGCACCCGAUUUACUAAAGUCGAUGUGGAAGUCGCGGUUGUUGAUGACUAAGUCAAUGAAUAUGAAUAAUUUUGACUAUUCCUUGUUACCAAUUAGCCUGGAGAAUACUUCUCAAAAUGCUUAUGUUUCUAUCGGAUUAUCGGCUUCUCGAUCAUCUGAUGAGAUUUCUGAAGGUACUUCGUCUCCUUCUAUCAGAAUUCUUGGACCUGCCGGUGAUGAGUCUCCUUGUGUAUUAGAAACGCUUACAACUCGACCGGCGUCUUUAAUUUCAGAUUCCUACUUUCCAACUGUUUAUUCGACCUCCGAAGUUGUGCUCAACCUGUUGGAUGGUAAUCUUGAUACAUGCAUAUCCACUAGUGCUUAUAUGAAUGCCCAACUGGCAACUUAUCAUUAUUCCAUGUGUCACUAUCAGAUUGCUUUUCAUUUUACUUUGUUGGCUAUUGAACAGUUAGAACUAUGUUUCAAUCACGGUACACCACCGUCUCCUCAUGUUACAGUUGAAGUUCUUCGUAUUAUGUGCAAAGUAUGUAUCAUCAAAAGAAAAUAUAGCUUAGGGUUAAGAAUUAUUCAACAUGCAUUAGUGUAUACCAGGUAUGUCUCGUGUUAUUGAUAACUUUUUAGCAACACAAUUCUUUAAAAAAAAAUAUUGGCCUAAUUGUGUAUAGUAUUGCGACCAGUUGUUUUAUAUCAUCAGGUGUUAUUUAUUCUAUUAGUUUAUUAUUUCUACCUUAGACUUAAUCUAUUCUGCCGAUGGUUCCUUAAAUUAACUAACCUUUAUGUUGUAAGGUUCUAAUUCUUGUCCUAUUUCAUGAAUUAUCUUUGGCCUUCAAGUUUUCAUCGAUCAGCUUAGUAGAGGGGCACCUUUAUGAAAUUCCUAGUUGAAACUGGUUUAAACUCAUUAAAUCAGUCAAGGUCAUAACAGACACAUGGUAUCAUAAGUCCAUAGACGCCAAAUUCAACCUUUAGUCUAACUCAUAAUUCUGUUCUUGGCAAUUGUUUCCUUUUAAUUAAAUACCUUAGUUAUGUACCAGCAUACGAUAAUGCUGUUUUGGGCGGUCGUCUGAUUGCAGUACUGAUACACAUGCUGUUUGAGUCAGAAACUCAAGACUAAGUAGGAAGACUCUAUUGACUAAGUCGAGUCUAAAUGUAUGUACUGACUCAUUCAUUAAUAAAGUUAUUCGUCCUUCAAAGAAUUAAGCCUGUUUUCUAACCAACAGCGUAUAUCUACCUCUAGAUCAUUGGACCGAAUUUCGAUCAUUAAUAUGCAUCCGUUAGCCUUGAACUAAUACGUAUGGUUGACCCAGCCUAUCAAAUAGUUCAUAUAAAUAAACGAAAGCGAUUAUUUUAUAAUAUUCAAUUUUUCACUAGUUCGUGAUUUAAAAUUCUAGUAUUGAAGUUAAAAUUUAUACAUCUAAUUAGUAUAAACUGUAUAUAUGUCUUGUGAACCAUUAUUAAAUCACUAGUCAAUUUGUUUUAUUUGGAGAAUUUGUGGAACGCAUUGCUUUAAGAUUAUGCUAAUUGAUUAGUGGAUCAUGAAAAAUUCUAAGUUUGAUCGACCAUUUGAAAUUUUCGCGUUAAUUAGCCAUAGGGAUCGAAAAGAUCAUUUAUUUAACUUCUUAAGAUGUCAAUCGUCAGUAUCACCAUGCUAAGUUUAUUCAGGGCAACACUGACGAAUAAAGUAAAACUGUAAACUGUUGUAAAAUUUUCAUUAUUUCCAUAGAUAACUCCAACAUAAGUCUAUGAUUAUGUGACAAUGAAAUUGUGACAUUGUUGACGGAUUACAUCGAACUUUGGAAAACGGUAUUCUCUUUCUGGGGGGGGGAACGUAAGGAAUUUGUCGGGCCUCAAAUUAGAUCAACUGAAGUAGUCAACCGAUGAAUAUUGGAAUAAUACAAUGAGAAGACGAGGGUUAUUUUUAAAAAAUCAGCAAAUGAUCUGUAGAGUUCGAGGUCUGUAUACAUAGCUCUCUUUCCUUAUCAUAUCUUCCUUUUCAUAUAUUUUUAUACCUAAAUUUCAAAAGUAAAACAGUGGUUAUAGCGUUGUUUGUAGAAGGACUGCAGUUUUCCCACGAUCAAACAUUCAGAUAUUCUUGAAGAUCACUGAAACUUAGUGGUUAUUUACCAACUGCUCUAAUUUUCAAAUAUAUAUGCAGACUAACUGACAAGUUAAUGACUCUGAGUCAUUUUUAACCUGAAUGAUUUUUAAAAUUUCACGUUACAUAGUAAGUUUAAACAAAUGUUGCUUUGAAGCAAACUUUUACUGGUACAAUCUUUAAUAUGUUUUUAAAAAAAUGCAAUUUUGAGAUAGUUUUAUUAUACUAAAUGUUCAUUGGUAGUUUAUCAGACUAAUUACUCUUUUUGUGACGAAAGCUUUCUCGUGGAGAAUGAUGUACUUGGUGCACCAGUGUAUUUAUUUUAUCUUAUUUGAACACAUAAAUAUUGGUACAAGAGAGCGCCAAUAUAUAUGCGCCACACAAAACAAUGAGAAUUCG
This is a messenger RNA of Schistosoma intercalatum, 3510 nucleotides long. Lineage: Eukaryota; Metazoa; Platyhelminthes; Trematoda; Strigeidida; Schistosomatidae. The record is from the annotation of a GenBank genome assembly.